UGAAUGAGUACCGUGACGGGACGACGUCGCGACGCACUCCGUCGCAGCCACCCUGAGGGGUUACGGAUGUCCGAGUGCUUGCGAGAAACCUGAUCCGUGACAACGAACUUCAUUCUUUACGAGACGAACGACGGUCGUGUGUUUCAACGAAUUCGAAAGAAGAAACGACACGCUGCUGUAUCCGAACUACGAACCGUUUCACGGAAGUGAAAAUAUUGAACGAAUCAGAAGAUACACGAAGAAAAGCCGAAAAAUGCUGUUCGGGGUUACUGUCUUUGUCUAUGCAUUGAACUCACUGUGGGUAGUAUGUCAAGCAGUGCCUUUGUUGGACCUGCGAAACACGCUGGAACAGAACGUUUUGGAUGCUAUGAUUACAUCGGCCUGUUCUUCAAAUGGAGAGUGUUGGGAAUGGUUACCGGUGCAGGAAGUUCAUAAAAAUAUUGCUACCGUACCAGACAAUCUACCGAUAUUAAAAACACCUACUCGAAGGCAAACUCCAAAUAUAGAUCCAAAUACAAUAAUAGAAUCAUGGGACGAUAAUGUUCCAACACUGGAGAAGAACAGUCUGUCACCACUAGCUGCUAAACGAAAUGGAAAUAGAUUGUCGAAGAAAGAUGUACUUAUGUCUCGUGGUUGGGGUGCUGGUGGUAUGCCCUUUUCUGUUCUUUAUAUGAAUCCACAUGCUCCCCGUGGGAAUUAUGCAGGUAAUGAACAACAACAUGAAUUGGGAAAAGCAGUUGACAGUCCAACCCCGGCGAUGGGACAAUCUAAUUCUCGCAUUGCAGUUCGUAAUGGAGGGCCUACACUACCGCGAAAACAGUAUUCAAUAAUACCACAGCUUUUUAUAUCUUACGGUUGGGGUCCAUUCGGUAAAUGAACUACUACAGUAUGAACGAAAUAUUGAUCUCAUAUUAUUGGUAUACAAGGUCAACUGUAGGAAUUUUUAAUCGUGUAUAGCUUUAAACAAGUAUUCUGCUAUACUCUGUACUUAAAUGCAACUUCACUUUACUGGCAUAAAUUGCAUUUUAAAUAAUUUUGUUUUUUUAAGCAUUUAUAAAAGUUCUUUAAAUUAUUCAACGACAUUUUUGUAUAUAAUAUUUUUUAAAUACUCUUUAAAACUUUUUAUUCUAGUCCAUUAAAUAGUUACUUAAUUUUUUAACUAACUGUUACUUUUUUUUUAAUCCUGUCUUGAAAACCCUACCUCACUAUCCAUUAAAGGUCCGUUACAUGAUCCUUUGAUUUACUUUAACUACAAAAUCUUUUUAAAAUUCUAUAUAAUUUAGAAACAUACACUAAAAUAAAUUUUACUUUUUAUAAGAAGUAAACAUUACUACUCCAAACGUUUCAAUUAUAUCAAAAUCAAUUUCUUUUACAAAAGAAUAAUUAUUUUCUGACUUACCAUUCAUCUCCUUCAUUGCUUUGAUGAAGUCUUGAGGAUCCUUAAAAGAGACAAAUCCAAAUCCUUUCGUCUUGUUCGUUCUUUUAUCUCUAACUACUUUUGCCCUCUGAAAACUGGGAUAUUUGCCGAAAACCCUUACCAGCAUCUCGUCUGUGACAUCGUUUCCUAAAUCUCCACAGAAUAUUCUGAAAUCAUCUGUAUACAAAAAAAAAAA
Molecule: messenger RNA, 1613 nt
Organism: Osmia lignaria (orchard mason bee)
Lineage: Eukaryota; Metazoa; Arthropoda; Insecta; Hymenoptera; Megachilidae
Source: RefSeq, a predicted model, not a curated record